Symbiodinium natans is the source of this 1572-nucleotide messenger RNA. NCBI's taxonomy places the organism in Eukaryota, Dinophyceae, Suessiales, Symbiodiniaceae. The record is from the annotation of a GenBank genome assembly.
AUGGUUUCUGGACUGACGGAUGUCGGCUUAUUCGACCGGCUCUUCGCUGGUAUGCUGGUCGCCCUAAACUUGGGUAUGCAGAGUGCCUUCUCCUGGAUUCUACUGACCGACGCCUUUAUAGGUGAAGCCUUCGAAGCCAAAGUGGGCAGUGCGAGAGUUUGGCGGACAAGUAUUGCCCACGACCACAAGUACACCGACUUUGCGGAUACCAGCUUGGUAUCCAGAGUUUGCUCCGGCGACGGGGCCCUGAUCCUUUCCACCAUACAGGCAACUCUCGUGAGUCACAUCAACUCGUACCUUGGACUCCAGGAGGGGGACUUCGACCCGUCGAUGUUCGAACCCGGCGUUCUUCUUUGUAUGCUUUGCAUUCUGCUGUGGACUUUGUGCGUCUACAAGGAGUACCGCAGAAUUUGUCUGGAGUUGGAGGCCGCCAUCGGAAUCCCCAAAUCUCGAAGAACCGUCUUCCGCCAGAAUGCCUUCGUGAGUAUCUCAUGGGGCCGCUUCCUCGUCCUGCUGGUAACAUCCCUGGCAAGAGCCCUUAUCGCUUCUGUCCUACUGUUUGCCGGGAUCCUCUGGUUGGCACGCACUACAUCAAUACAGGAACUUAUGUUGAAUGCUGUUGCCCUGAAUGCAAUCCUGGACGUGGAUGAGUUUCUGUUUGCAGGUAUGGUGCCCAUCAAGACCCAGCACUUUAUAAAGGAGCUCCAGCCCAUCCACGUGAAGUAUAGCCGGAUUCGGAGUCAGUUCGAAUCCCUUUUUCACUGUGUCUCCUUGUUGCUCCUUGUAUCGGCCUCUUACUUCCUUCUCUUGGAACCCCUGAGUGACACGAUGCUCAGUGUGAAGCACGAGCUCUGCGGCGGCAACCAAACCUUCGUGGCCGCCUUCAACCCAGAUACACAGUUUACCUUCGGGAAGGUUACUGCCGAUUCCCGCUCCGCACGGGACCUGUCUACAACUGAAAUGGCGGUACAAUCCCAGGUGCUUUCAGGUCCUUUGGAUCGGAGCGGAUUGUUGCGGUUUUCCCCUACUGUGGAUCAGUUUCAGGAAGACAUCUCGCGCAGCAUGAAAGAGGAGGCUUCCUUGUAUCCCUUUUGCACGGAGACGAUGAUCAUGCAGGAGGACGGCCCGUUCCACAAAGAUGAAGGCUUGCAGGGAAUAGCCAGGCAGCUUCUCAACAAUGCAGCAGCAAGCGUCGGGCGUGUCGGCGCGCAGAGCUGCCACGAGCUGAGCGACUUCUGCAACGCCCCCGAUGCGCGCUUGGUGCGGCUGGUUUGUGGUGACACCUGCGGAUGCACUGAUCCUACGAGGUUUGCCUGGUAUAAGGUGGAAUCACAAGGCUGUACGUCUGCAUGCCUCCAGGCUGGCAGGAUGAGCUUGCGGAAUCGCAGCUGCCAGGAUUCGCCGGCAGAUGACAUGUGGAAUUCCUUCUGGACGGCGUAUCCCUCUGUGUUGUCGGGUUGGUUCGGGCGCACGAUACAGUCGAAUCGACUGUACAGCUUAGUCCAGCAGACUCAGCAGGCCCAGUUUUUGAGGUUUAGGUUUAGGGUUUCGGGUUUAGGGUUCAGGGUUUAG